AUGAAAAACAAAGAACAUGUAAAACUAAUUGAAAACAUCGAAAAGGAUAAUAAAGAGACUGAAUGUAAAUAUAUAAAACUUAAAACUAUAAAAGUAGAAGAAGCGCAUAAAAAUAAAAAGAUCAAAGUGAUUAAUAAUAAAAAUGUUAAACAAGGGAACCAAUUUGAAUCCAAAAAAUCAACAAAGUUUGUUAAACGAAAUCAAUUGCAAGUAUCUACUCAAUCCAGCUCAUUCUCGGAUAGUGACCAAAAUAUUGAAGCUAACAGAGAUAUUGAUUUAGAGAAACUUAAAAGAUCUGAAGAAACACGACCUGCCAGAGUUUCUACAAUAACUACAAGUGAGAAAAAAGGUAAAUUUAAGAAAAAGAAGUAUAAUGCAGAUCAAAGUGACGACGAGAUAAAAACUAACUCUGCAAAAAAAAAAGAAUAA
Molecule: messenger RNA, 429 nt
Organism: Parnassius apollo (apollo)
Lineage: Eukaryota; Metazoa; Arthropoda; Insecta; Lepidoptera; Papilionidae
Source: the annotation of a GenBank genome assembly